AAUAAAUUUGGCAGGAAAAAAACGUUUUUGUUUAUCUCUAUGGAUGAGGAUUUUGUGUCAGACUUGUUAUGGAACAAGUAUCUUUGUAUGCUGCUCUCCAAAUGUCCACAUGCUGAGUCAUAAGUAGAGAUGCAAGCAUUUUUUCAAAACAAAUUAUAGUCAAUGAUGUCAUGUGCAUCAUAUAAGGAUUUGUCUCCGGAGUCCUGAGAAGAAGGCUUCAACUGGCAAGAUAAAGAGGCAAGCCCCCUUUGGCUCUUGUAGUAUUUGCUAGGUGCUAAGGUGUUUGAUUGGGAAAGUUAGGGGUUGAAGAUGAGAAACCAAGAGCAGAGGGAUGGAAUGGAUCUUAGCUCAAGUUGCAAGAACACAAAGGCUGCAAAUCAAUCCAUGCUGCUAUGCUGCAAGAUCUUUUUCUCUGAAUCACGUAACCGUGCAGCACUUGAUGCCAUAGAAAGAGCUGCAAGGCUAGACCCAGAAACUGUCGUUGUGAACAAAUUUGAGGAUCGAGCGUACAACAGGAGCCGCUACACUCUUGUUUCAUAUGUUGUUCAUGACAGCACUGGUAAUGCUAUUUAUAGCCCCUUGCAACGAACUGUCCUGACCAUGGUUGAGGCUGCUUAUGGAGCCAUAAACCUUGAGCUGCAUUCUGGCGCACACCCUCGGCUCGGCGUGGUUGAUGACAUUGUUUUGCAUCCCUUGGCUCGGUCAUCCUUAGAUGAAGCAGCUUGGCUUGCUAAGGCGGUCGCCGCAGACAUUGGCAACAUAUUGCAAGUGCCAGUUUUUCUCUACGGUGCAGCACAUCCAACAGGCAAGGCCCUGGACACCAUCAGGAGGGAGCUUGGUUACUUCAGGCCCAAUUUCAUGGGCAAUCAAUGGGCUGGAUGGACUAUGCCUGAAAUUCUCUCCGAAAAGCCCGAUGAAGGCCCAACCAGCGUAUCUCGUGCUAGAGGCAUCACCAUGAUCGGGGCAUGCCCAUGGGUUGGACUGUACAACGUGCCUAUCAUGUCUACAGAUGUCUCCGUCGCUCGCCAAAUUGCUAGGAUGGUGAGUGCCCGAGGCGGCGGGCUCCCGACAGUGCAAACACUGGGCCUUGUACAUGGUGAGGACUCCACCGAGAUAGCUUGCAUGCUUCUGGAGCCUAACCGGAUUGGAGCGGACAGGGUCCAGUCCCGGGUUGAGAUGCUGGCAGCCCAACAAGGUUUGGAUGUGGAACAGGGCUAUUUCACUGAUUCUUCACCUGAAAUGAUUCUUGAUAAGUAUCUAAACCUAAUUUCCGCUGACAGAGCUUAAUCGAACCAAGGGUGCAAUUGACACUUCACAUAAAUGUUGUAUUGCAUAAAACUUUUAACCUCGUACAACUUGUAUUUAAUUUAAGCCAUUCUCAGCUGAGUUUUUGUACUGUGUUUAGGCCUACAACCCCAAAAGCUGCAUACUUGAGGAUAUUCUGUCCGUUGCGUUGUAACAGUCUAUUUAUUUACACAAAUUAUAUUCAAAAAUUUGGAAAUA
Molecule: messenger RNA, 1503 nt
Organism: Theobroma umbraticum
Lineage: Eukaryota; Viridiplantae; Streptophyta; Magnoliopsida; Malvales; Malvaceae
Product: formiminotransferase cyclodeaminase-like protein
Molecular function (GO): transferase activity; folic acid binding
Source: RefSeq, a predicted model, not a curated record